AUGCUUUGCAAUUAUUUGCUAUUUCGGGAAGAUCUUCGCGCACAGACAAAUCCCGUUAUUCUUGUCAAGCAAGAAGGCGCUUACUUAGAUUUAAAAACGAUUCUGAUCCAACUUUCGAAUGAGCAUGAAACUGAUUUGACAUUAUUUUAUUCUCAAACAGUUGACAACAUCUUCACAUGUUUGCCAUCUUUGCUAUUCUCAAUAGAAUACUUACCAUCGCGUAGUGAACGUGAUACAUAUGAUGAACGAGAAAAACUUGUCUCAACCUAUAAGAUCGUUUCCAGAAGUCAAUGUUUGCUGCAGAUGCGUUCGUUAGACGGUUUCAUCCAUGCAAAACAUAUCACUGAUCUUCACGAUACACAAGAAACCAUUGAUGGUAUCUUUGUAUUUCUUCCUGUUGCUGUGAAUCUCUUUUUUAUUCAACAUAAACAAAGUCAACGAUAUCUGUGCGGUCGAAAUCAUCGAUUGUUCGGCUUGGUUGAAGCCAACGAACGUAGUUGUUUAUUCGAAACAAAACGAUCUGAAAUAGAUUUUGGUUUUUGGGAUUCGUAUCGACUUUUCUACGAAGACUUCGAUGGCGGUUAUCUAUCGAUUUCACAUCACUGUCGUACAAGACUAAGAAAGAAAUAUACCAACGAUAAAUAUUUAAGUUUUCUCGCCUUUAUUCGAAUCAAUACAGAUGUACCAACGACACGACAAAAUUCUACUGCUGCUCGGACAUCGUCAUCGAAUCUCUUUCAUUACUAUUAUAAUUAUCAACGGCCCAAGAUGUCUCAUGAUUGGAAUCGAAUGCACUGGUUGUAA
Molecule: messenger RNA, 804 nt
Organism: Adineta ricciae
Lineage: Eukaryota; Metazoa; Rotifera; Eurotatoria; Adinetida; Adinetidae
Source: the annotation of a GenBank genome assembly